Bemisia tabaci is the source of this 4133-nucleotide messenger RNA. RefSeq names its product Na[+]-driven anion exchanger 1 (gene Ndae1). Gene Ontology annotation, molecular function: monoatomic anion transmembrane transporter activity; sodium:bicarbonate symporter activity; solute:inorganic anion antiporter activity. NCBI's taxonomy places the organism in Eukaryota, Metazoa, Arthropoda, Insecta, Hemiptera, Aleyrodidae. Gene Ontology annotation, cellular component: plasma membrane. Gene Ontology annotation, biological process: transmembrane transport; monoatomic anion transport; bicarbonate transport. The record is from RefSeq and is a predicted model, not a curated record.
ACGAGCGGCAGUCGGCCACGCGAGAUUCCCCCGCGAUCAGUCCCCGCGCAGUUUGCGGCUCCGCGGUCCUCGGUUCGAGCCCCAGUGCGUAUCGCGGAUCCAGCCGCACCGCUAGCCUCCCGAGAUUAGAACUCUCUCCUCACGCUCCGUGAAACCACCCAUGGUCCGUAAGAAGUGUUGUCGGGAAAUUAGAUUGCGUGUGUGUGUUGAACUGUGACGUCAACGUGUGAUGGGAGGCAUGAUCGAAAGGCUGCUCAUUGUAUCGCGCCGAACGUGGAAGUUUUUCUAACAUUGUUGAAACCGGACCCAAGUUCCGUCGUAUUAAGCUCACCGUCAUCCAGUGGAAACUAACUCGACAAGAACAACGUAUCCAAGGAUGAAUCCACCCGGUUUGGAUGAUGUGGCGCCCAAGGACCCGAAAGCCGCUCAGCAAACGCGCCAGGAAUUCACCGAGCAAGAUUUUGAGGGUCACAGAGCAGCCAUGUUCAUCGGCGUCCACCUACCCGGGCAGAAGAAGCACAGGCGCCACCACCGACACAAGAACAAGAACAAAAACGACGACGAGGAGGACGAGGAAGAGGAACGACCAUCACCGCGACUUAUGAUGCGACGACGAAGCAGCAGGCUGGGCAGUUUUACCGACGAUGGAGAAUGGGCGCCACCGUCGCAGCGAGUGCAAUUUAUCCUGGGCGAGGACGGAGACAACGACUCCCACGAGUCGCACCCCCUUUUCUCCGAAAUGGAGGAGCUCAUAGGAGACGGUGACUCAGCCGAGUGGAAAGAAACUGCCAGGUGGAUCAAGUUCGAGGAGGACGUAGAAGAGGGCGGAAACCGAUGGUCGAAGCCUCACGUGGCGACGUUAUCACUCCACUCUCUUUUCGAGCUCCGAAGUUUGAUCCUCAACGGGACCGUCAUCCUGGACAUGGAGGGUCUCUCCCUCGAACAGAUCGUUGAUAACGUCCUCGACAAUAUCGUCAGUUCCGGCUCGCUCGAGGAACAUCUCAGGGAUAAGGUUCAUGAAGUCUUGAUGAGAAAACAUAGACAUCAACAUGAAAGACGGAAAGAAACCUCAUCGAGACUUCCCAUCAUCCGUUCUCUAGCUGAAAUUGGAAGAAACCACUCGUCCUCUAAAAAGAGUGUCUCCAGCCAAUCCAGCGAUACUGAGUUGACAGUAAGAAGAAGCGCAAGUGAUCCUUCUUCCAAAUACUGUGCGCAACCUCCAACAACUUAUGGUUCUUUUUUAACCGUACCCGGCAUUCCAGGGGUUCCAGGAAGCAAUCCUGGUGGCGAGGGUAUGGAAAGAAGUCCUAGCUCCGUGUCCAUGAACAAGAAUCAUAGCGCGGGCGAACUAAACGGUGAUCAUAAGGCUAAUACUCAUUUUAUGCGGAAGAUACCUCCAGGAGCAGAGGCCUCUAAUAUCCUCGUAGGAGAAGUAGACUUUCUUAGUAAACCACUUUCCGCCUUUAUUCGGCUCAAACAGGGAAUUUUUUUAGGCGAUUUAACCGAGGUUCCUGUUCCAACCAGAUUUAUGUUCAUCCUCCUCGGUCCCAUGGGUGGGAUCGGAAAUUACCAUGAGAUCGGGCGCGCAAUGGCGACGCUGAUGUCAGACGAGGUCUUCCACGAGGUGGCGUACAAGGCCAGGAAUCGGAACCAUCUCCUAGCCGCCAUCGACGAGUUCCUCGACGCUGUCACCGUUCUUCCACCCGGGGAGUGGGACCCCACCAUCAGGAUAGAGCCACCCGCUGCCAUACCCUCUCAGGACACAAGAAAACGACCAUCGGAUAAAUCGAGAGAGUCUAUCGACCCGGAGUUGGAGGAACAGAAACUUCGGGAGGAAUCUGGACUGUCUCGAACAGGACGGCUUUUUGGCGGUCUCAUCAAUGACAUCAAAAGGAAAGCACCCUGGUACCUCUCGGAUUUCAAAGAUGCGCUGGCGUUGCAGUGCGUUGCAUCGUGGAUUUUCCUGUAUUUCGCCUGUCUGUCACCCAUCAUUACUUUUGGGGGUCUCCUCAGCGAGGCGACCGGGAAGAACAUGGCCGCCAUGGAGUCCCUCAUCUCAGGAUUCGUCUGCGGGAUGGGCUACGGCCUUUUCUCCGGUCAACCUCUCACUAUUUUGGGAUCCACCGGACCUGUCCUCGUCUUCGAAACCAUAGUCUUCGAAUUUUGCAAGGAACGAUCUUGGGAUUACAUGAGUUUCCGCUUAUGGAUCGGCCUGUGGAUAGCCUUUAUAUUGAUCGUUCUCGUUGCAAUCGAUGCCAGUGCACUCGUCUGCUACAUCACCAGAUUCACCGAGGAGAACUUUGCCACACUCAUAGCUUUUAUUUUCAUUUAUAAAGCAAUAGAGAAUGUGAUAUCAAUCGGAAAAAAAUUUCCAUUAAAUAGGAAUAAACCUUUAGAUUGUGUCUGUCUUCCACCGUCAUAUAUUAGCGAUUAUCAAGUACCUGAUUCAACAGAUUGGACCUCUUUCGACAACACGUCAUGUCUCGCCCUGAACGGGACAAUGGGCGGUCCAGGCUGCUCUCCUCCUCCAUAUGUGCCAGAUGUCUUUCUUAUGUCAAUCAUUCUAUUUCUCGGAACGUUUAUUAUUUCUAUCGAGCUCAAGGAUUUCAAAAAUGCCCUAUUUUUCCCAUCUAAGGUUAGGCAACUUAUCAGCGACUUCGCAGUAAUUCUGGCUAUCCUCUCCAUGUCCGCUCUGGACUAUUUCUCGGGGAUAAAAACCCCCAAGCUGGAAGUGCCGAGCGAAUUCAAGCCGACACUGCCAGACCGGGGAUGGAUUAUCAUGCCGUUUGGUAUCAACCCAAUCUGGACGUGUUUCCUCGCCUUUUUACCGGCCGUCCUCGGCACGAUCCUCAUUUUCAUGGAUCAACAAAUUACAGCUGUCAUCGUCAAUCGCAAAGAAAACAAACUCAAGAAAGGCUGUGGAUAUCAUUUGGAUUUAUUUGUGUUGGCGAUACUGAUUGCAAUUUGUUCAAUAAUGGGUCUACCAUGGUUUGUCGCUGCAACUGUUCUCUCAAUUAAUCAUGUCAAUUCUUUAAAAUUAGAAUCUGAAUGUGCUGCUCCCGGUGAAAAACCUCAGUUUCUUGGGGUCAGGGAGCAGAGAGUGACGCACAUUAUGAUAUUUUUGAUGAUUGGUUUUUCUGUUUUGAUAACACCGAUGCUUCGUCAUAUCCCUAUGCCAGUUCUGUUCGGAGUUUUUCUCUACAUGGGCGUAGCAUCUUUGAAAGGGCUUCAAUUCUUCGAUCGAAUGCUAAUUAUUUUAAUGCCUGUCAAGUAUCAGCCCGAUUAUAUGUUCUUGCGACAAGUGCCAAUAAAACGUGUCCAUCUUUUCACUUUAAUUCAAUUGUGCUGUUUAAUUGUUUUGUGGCUGAUUAAGUCCUUUAGUCAAACAUCUAUAUUCUUCCCUUUGAUGCUGGUCGUAAUGAUAGGAAUAAGGAAGUCUCUUGAUUGGGUUUUUACCCAAAGAGAGUUGAAAAUUCUUGAUGACGUAAUGCCUGACACAAUAAGACGAAGUGAGGAGGAAGAACGACUUGAGGUGGAUGAGGAAGAGAAACCAAUGGGUUUCGAACCGAGCGGAAAUUUACAAAUUCCGCUUGCCAACGGGAAUAUAAUGAAAAUUCCUUUUGCAUCCAUCAAUAUUUCAGAGGAAGUAAAUAAAACAGGAAUAUGGAAACAAGUAAAUAGGGAUAGCACAGAGGAAAAAACAAAAGGAAAGAUCAUCAUACCCGCCAAAUUGAAGAAACGCGGAACGAAGAAAGAUGCAAUUUCCGAUGAAGAGAGGCGGCGUCUAUCAAUCAUGACGGAAGAGGACGAGGAGGAAGGACUCACGAUCAAGGUGGGGAAGAUUCUCCCCUAUCCCCCACCCACUCCAUUGUAAAACCCCAUUAGUAUGGACGUCGGGAAAAGAAAAAACUCUCUAAAAAAUUGGCUACCAACAUAUCUGAAGAAACCUGACGAAGAGACUGCUGUAUGACGGAGUGCUGCAUUUGUCACUUCUUUAUCACAGACACCAAAACUUUUGUUAUUCAUGACUAUUUUAUUAAGUGAUUUGCAUCAUAAGUUUUGUUUAAUAUUUUUACUAGGUCAUUGUUGAAUGUUAUAAAAUAAUAAAUUAUUACGUUGUCGUUAUUUUUAAA